This is a messenger RNA of Schistosoma margrebowiei, 1567 nucleotides long. The record is from the annotation of a GenBank genome assembly. NCBI's taxonomy places the organism in Eukaryota, Metazoa, Platyhelminthes, Trematoda, Strigeidida, Schistosomatidae.
UCCACUGCCCCUAAAUACGGAAGCCUGUUAAGCGAAAGAUUCUUAUAUUACAUCCAGGACCGUUUGAACAAUUUAAAAAUAUUUGUAACAGGUUGCCGGUCGUGCCGAGCUAAGUUUGAUGUUUGAAUCUUAAGUUAUCGGAUAUUGGAACUAACUUAACAAGUGUGCUACAGCAGAUUAGUCAUGACUGUUGCUGUUCCGGGCGAAAGUGCUAGAGAGAAAGCACUAAGUUACUACAGACGUAAACUUGUGGAACAUAGAGGAAUAGAUGCAAGGCUCAAGGAAGCUCGAGAAAAAUCCAAAGCUAUUUCGAAAGAGUACGACAAAGCAGAGAAUGAUUUGAAAGCGCUCCAAAGUGUUGGUCAGAUAGUAGGUGAUGUUUUGAAGCAGCUGACUGAUGAUCACUUCAUUGUUAAAGCUAGUAAUGGGCCGCGAUAUGUUGUUGGUUGUCGACGCAGUUUACAAAGCAGUAAAUUAAAGCCAGGCACUAGAGUUGCAUUGGACAUGACGACAUUGACAAUUAUGCGCCAAUUACCACGCGAAGUGGACCCACUAGUCCAUAAUAUGUCUGCAGAAGAUCCAGGUUCUGUAUCUUAUGCUUCCGUUGGUGGUCUGGCUGAUCAAAUCCGUGAACUCAGAGAAGUAAUUGAACUCCCGCUUAUGAAUCCAGAAUUGUUCCAUAGAGUUGGUAUAACCCCUCCCAAAGGAUGCCUUCUUUAUGGUCCACCGGGGACUGGGAAAACUCUUCUAGCACGUGCUGUAGCAUCACAACUUGAUGUUAACUUUCUAAAGGUUGUAUCCAGUGGUAUUGUUGACAAGUAUAUUGGUGAGUCAGCUCGUCUUAUUCGAGAAAUGUUCAAUUAUGCACGAGAUCAUCAACCCUGCAUUAUUUUUAUGGAUGAGAUUGAUGCAAUCGGCGGUCGUCGUUUCACUGAAGGUACAAGUGCUGAUCGUGAAAUUCAACGUACUUUAAUGGAAUUAUUAAAUCAGAUGGAUGGUUUUGAUGCACUUGGUCAGGUUAAAAUGAUCAUGGCAACUAAUCGUCCGGAUACCCUUGACCCGGCUCUACUUAGACCUGGACGUUUAGAUCGUAAAAUUGAAAUUCCUCUGCCUAAUGAACAAGCUCGAAUGGAUGUACUAAAGAUACAUGCAGCUCCAAUAGCCAAACAUGGUGAAAUAGAUUGGGAAGCAGUUGUUAAACUAUCUGAUGGAUUCAAUGGAGCUGAUCUACGUAACGUUUGCACAGAAGCUGGUAUGUUUGCUAUACGUGCAGAGCGAGAUUAUACAAUAGAAGAGGACUUUAUGAAAGCUGUACGAAAAAUAGCCGAUGCUAAGAAAUUAGAAACAAAAUUAGACUAUAAACCAGUCUAAAUAUAGGGAUAUAUUAUUUUGCAUGCACAUUGCUAACAUAUAAGAAGUUAUUCAACAAGUAUUGAUUUUCAAUAAAACAAACUUUGUUUUAUUAAUCAACCUAUUAAAGUGUUUAACCAAUAAUUACUUGUAUAUUUCAGUUGUUAUGUUUUAUAUAGUACAAGGUGAAAUAGAAUAUGUAAUUUACUAGUCAUAA